Sphenostylis stenocarpa is the source of this 2007-nucleotide messenger RNA. The record is from the annotation of a GenBank genome assembly. NCBI's taxonomy places the organism in Eukaryota, Viridiplantae, Streptophyta, Magnoliopsida, Fabales, Fabaceae.
AUGGAAAUUCUUUUUCAUCUUCACCUGUGGGUAUUGUUGUUAUGUCAACUUGUUCUAUAUGUUUCUUCCACUAAUGUUGGAUCUGACAACUGCAAUUGUGAGGAUGGGGAAGGGAUUUGGAGCAUAUAUAGUGUAUUGGUUGGCCAAAAAGUUAGUGAUUUUUUCAUUGCUAUUGCAUAUUUCUCCAUACCCAUUGAACUUAUUUACUUUGUUAGUCAAACAAAUGUUCCAUUCAAAUUGCUCUUCUUUCACUUCAUCGCCUUCAUAGUUUUAUGUGGCUUAACUCAUUUACUUAAUGUGUUUUCUUAUCAUGGCGCUCCCUCCUUUCAAUUGUUAUUUUACAUAAGCAUUGCGAAAUUUUUUACUGCUCUAGUUUCCUGUGCGACUACUUUGACCCUUCCCCCUAUUAUUCCUCUUCUCCUCAAAACCAAAAUUAGGGAGUUUUUCCUAAGAAAAAAUGUGAUGGAGUUGGACCAAGAGGUUGGGUUGAUGAAGAAACAAAAGGAGGCAAGUUUGCAUGUUAGGAUGCUCACUAGGGAAAUUAGGAAAUCUAUUGAUAAGCACACCAUCUUGUACACCACCCUUGUUGAGCUUUCAAAGACAUUGAAUUUGCACAAUUGUGUAGUUUGGAUGCCUAAUGAUGACCAACAAGAGAUGCACUUAACUCAUGAGUUGAAAAAAAACUCAAGGAAGAAUUUUCAAAAUUUCAUUCCUAUGAAUGACCUUGAUGUAUUAGAGAUAAGAAAGACUAAAGGAGUGAAAAUUUUGAGAUCUGAUUCUACUUUAGGAGUAGUAAGUGGUGGUGGCUCUAAGGAGUUGGGUGUUGUGGCAGCUAUUCGCAUACCAUUACUUCAUGUAUCAAAUUUUAAAGGAGGGACUCCAGAGUUGGUUAACACAUGUUAUGGUAUAUUGGUUCUAGUUCUACCAAGUUCAAAUAUUAGGGUUUGGACCUACCAUGAGAUGAAGAUAGUUGAAGUGGUUGCAGAUCAAGUGGCUGUCGCCUUAUCUCAUGCAUCGAUUUUAGAAGAGUCUCAAAUGAUGAGACAAAAGUUAGAAGAGCAGAACCAAGCAUUGAAGCAAGCUAAAAAGAAUGCAAUAAUGACCAUUCAGGCAAGGAAGUCAUUUCAAAAGGUGAUGAAUGAUGGAAUACGAAGGCCUACACAUUCUAUUAUAGGGAUGCUUUCUCUGUUUCAAGAGGAUAAUUUAAGAUCCGAGCAAAAAGGUAUUGGUAAUACAAUGUUGAAAGUUGGUCAUGUGCUUUCAAAUUUGAUUAAUGAUGUGAUGAAAAUUUCAAAUAAUGAAAAUGAAGGCUUUCAAUUAGAGAUGAAACCUUUCCUUCUACAUUCCAUGCUAAGGGAAGUUUCUUGCAUUGCUAAGUGUUUAUGUGUUUAUGAAGGCUUUGGUUUUGAAGUUGAUGUGCAAAAAUCUUUGCCUAACAAAGUUAUAGGUGAUGAGGUAAGGACUUUUCAAGUGAUUAUGUACGUGAUUGGCUAUUUAUUAAAUAUGAAAGAUAAAGGAACUCUCAAAUUUCAAGUUUUUCUUGACAAAAAUGAUGAAGAUAAGGAUGAUGAAAGUUCUCAAAGAUGGAGAUCAUGUGGUCAAAAUGGGUACAUAUCAAUAAAAUUAGAUUUUAAUAUUAUUGAUAGAUCUCAUUCAGAUAAAGCAAAUUCAACAAUGCAUUAUAUUGGUAAGAGACAAUACAGCAAAAAUGAACGUAAGGAUGGUCUCAACUUCAACAUGUGUAAAAAGUUGGUACAGAUGAUGCAGGGUAACAUUUGGAUAUCAUCAAACACCUUAGGUUUGGUGCAAGGCAUGACACUUCUUUUAAAGAUUCACUUACAAUCAUCACUUGAAAAAUCCAUGGUUGCAUCUAAAGAUUAUUCAAACCCACUAUUCAAAGAACUUAAGGUUGUGUUAGUCGAGAAUGAUGUUGUAAACAGGAUUGUGACAAAGAAGCUAUUGGAGAAGCUUGGUUGUCAAGUAACAUCUCGCUUCAUCGGGGUUUGA